UCCUCCACAGCCGUCCACAAUCCUCCACCACAACCACCCACCACAACCACUCAUCAUGCGCCCCGCCCUCCUCACAACCACCCUCGCCGCCCUCACCACCGCCCACAGCACCCACAAUGCCCCCAACAAUGCCCACAACACCACCCUCCCCCUCUCCCUGCAAAUGGCCCACUCCAUAAUCCACCGCCGCGACGGCAUCUACACGCCCGGCGCCGACUCCUCCGGCCCCCUGCAAGCCGGCAUCGUACAAAAAGCCUUCACCCAACUACUAACCCACUACGCCACCCACCCCUCCGCGCCCCAGCUCUCCUCCUACAUAACCGCGAGCGCAGACUCGCUCCUCCCCCUCUUCAGCACGCCCGUCACGAACCGCAACUUCUCCAUGGACCGCUUCAGCCCCGCGCUGACGUACCUGCGUCUCGCGACCUCCACAAACGACACGCGGUACGACACCGCGCUGGGCGUGCUAAAGCACAGUCUCGACGCGAACGACCGCGCCCCCGACGGCGCGCUGUGGUACUACGUCUACCCCUCGUGGGCGUACCUCGACGGCAUGUACUCGCUGGGCCCGUUUGCGGCGGCGUACACGCGGCGCCACGACCCGGGGAAUGCAUCGGCGUGGGCGGAUCUGGGGCGCCAGUUUGGGCUGCUGGCGGAGCACUGCACGGUUUUGGCUGGCGAGGAGGGGGAGGGGAUGUUGGUGCAUGGGUACGAUGCGCGGGGGACGGCGGUGUGGGCGGGCGAGAGGGGGCAGAGUCCGCAUGUGUGGGGGCGGAGUCUGGGGUGGUAUGUGCUGGGGCUGUUGGAGACGCUGGUGGAGCUCGACGAAGGAGGUUGUGACGAAGGAGGCCCCGACAAAGGAGGCUCUGACGAAGGAAGCUCUGGUGUGCUCGCCGCCGAGGCGCAGACGCUGCGAGACGAACUAGCCGCGCGAUUCUGCAGCAUCAUGGCCGCCGUAGUAAUCGCCGCCGACCCCACAACCGGCGCCUGGCCCCUCCUCCCCUCCUCCCCCCACACCCCAGAAAACUACCUCGAAUCCAGCGGCACCGCCAUGUUCACCUGGGCCCUCCUCGCCGGCGUGCGCCGCGGCUACCUCAGUGACCAGAGCUACGUCGCCGCAGCGACGCGCGCGUACUCCUACCUAGUGGGCACGUUUGUGCGGAACGCCGGGAACGGGACGCUGGGCUGGGGCGGGACCGUGGGCGUGUGUAGUCUGAAUAGCUCGGCGAGUUAUGGGUACUACACGGGGCGGCCUUUGGUGGCGGACAGUGUGCUGGGGAGUGCGGCGUUUGUGGGGGCGAGUUUGGAGGUGGAGAUGCUGGGGUGAA
Molecule: messenger RNA, 1328 nt
Organism: Boeremia exigua
Lineage: Eukaryota; Fungi; Ascomycota; Dothideomycetes; Pleosporales; Didymellaceae
Product: Six-hairpin glycosidase-like protein
Exons: 1
Coding region: 56-1327 (423 amino acids)
Biological process (GO): carbohydrate metabolic process
Source: RefSeq, a predicted model, not a curated record